AUAUCAUUGAAAAGCGCGGGAAUUGUUAUAUUGGUGUUUCGUUGAAGACGGGAAUAGCGCAAACGAGAGCAAGGUUUCGGAAAAGAGAAAAAUGUCGCAAACACAUAUUACAAGCUAUUUUAAUAAACGUAAAAGAGCUGGUGACGAGGUAAAGGAUCGAAAAAAAGUAGUAGUGGUUGAUCGUCAUGAUCCUGAAGCAGGCGUCUCCGUAGGUAAAGAAGUUCAUGUUAUUCAUAAAGCGUUGGUAUUAGAUACGCCCGAAUCUUUACACUCUGUUUAUAAAAACAAGAGUUUAGUUGAGCAUGUCCCGAUAGAUUGUGCGAAUAAGUUGACACGUGAAAAUGACAAACCAGUUUCAUAUGAAAGCCAAGGUAAAGCAUCAGAAAAACCUACUAACCAGGAGAGAUCCCAAGGGAGGAAAGCUACUCAAGUUUCCAAAAGUUCAACUCAACCAACAAUUCAUCACAUACUUUUGAAAAUUAAUGGAGCCGAAGCGUAUGAUAAGGAACAUCCUAGGAAUGGCACAACGCUGCAUACAUAUGCAGAAGAUGGAUCGUUUUUGGGACCAGAUUGUUCAGGUCCAAAGGAAAUGAACCUUCCAUCCAUGCAGGGUCCUGUGGUAUUUGAACUGAAAGGUUUACUUUCUCCAAAAAAGAGGAUGAGGACAGGUUUUAUUGACAAUGAUAAAGCUAUUUGCAGUGAAAUUUCUGAUAUACAAGACAGUUCUGUUGAUGACAAUUCUGAUGGGAAACUUAAGGAAAACAGAAAAGAUACACAAGAAUGUUCUGUUGAAAAUGAUUCUGAUGGCAAAAUUAAGGAAAGCAGGAAAGAACUUGGUUUGAUGACACCACAUAGAAUGCCCAUCAGUCAACAAAAGGAUUUGUCUUUUGAAGAAAUAAAACGGAAGUUGAAUAGAAGUGAAAAGUUGGCCGAAUUGCGAACGUCAUUGACAAGGUUUGACAAAAGUGCAAAAAAACUGAAAGCACUUGAGGAGAAGAGAAAGGAGGCUGAGAAGCUGCAGCUGAAGAAGUUCCAAGCUAUAGAAAUUGAAGUUCCAGCCAGUCCUCAGAAGAAUGUCUUCAGCAGUCCAAAGAAAGUGGGCACAAGCCCACAGUCCACACCUUCCAAGUCACCUGCAUAUCAGCGCUUCACAUCACUUGUGCUUCCGGCUUCUGCUGCCCUGCCGCUUCCCUUCAGCUACCGCUGCUUAGCUGAGAUCUUCCGAUGUGUUGAUGCUGUGGGGUGUAUGCUGUAUAAACGCAGGGAAAUGAUUACAUUCAGGAAGCUGAAACCCGCUGUUCAGGAGAUGCUCAGGAGAAAUUUCACAGAACAUCACUUGGCUCAGAUCAAAAGAGUUUAUCCAGCUGCAUAUGUCUUUCAUCAGGAGAAAUGUAGGAAUUUCGGAUCCACCUCUAAAGUGGAUCAGUAUGAUCUCACUUUAACACCUGUGCUCUGUUCCAGUGUUGAAAGUUGUGAGAACUCAACAGAGCUUUUCAAGUUUACGUCAGAUUUGUUGCUUCAGCGAAGACAGACUUUCCAUAAAAUCCUAUUAGAGAAAGUGAAGGAUUACCAUGAGGAUUUCUUACAAAGCCUCAACCCACCAUUGACAAUUCCUCGUGAUCAGCUGACUCGAUGGCAUCCAGAAUUUGGCGUUGACCAAGUCCCAGACAUUGAACCUGAUACACUUCCUGAAGCUCCAAAUGUAGACAAAUAUUGUUCAGCCAAAGACGUACUUGAGAAAGCCAGGAAUCUCUUCAGCUGUAAUCUGCGAAUGGAGAAGGCGCUGCAGACAGUGUGUGAGAAAUCCAGUCAGUCAGAGAUACCAGCCACUCCAACAAAAUCACUUCCUUUAAUUUCUGGCUCUGCAACAUCGCCUGUUUCAACAAUCCUCAAAGGCAUUCCUAAGGCCCUUUUAGAAAAGAUACGAGCAAGACAGGCAGCUAAGGCUCUACAGGCCAUGACACGCUCACCAGCACAGGACCAUAUGGCAAUUCAGCACUUACGCCUCCCAGAGCUGGCCCGUAUCUUGAGGAAUCUCUAUGUCACUGAAAAGAAAAGUAUUUUGACCCUUGACUUCGUGCUUGAAAAACUAGGGAACAGCUACAGGGAGAAACUUCCAAGAGCGGAACUGGAAGAGCAUAUACACCUUCUCAGAAAGACUGCCCCAGGUUGGCUGGAAAUUCAUUACAUAAGGAAGACAAAUUACCUGAAAUUGUCUAAAAAUGCCGACAUGGGACCACUGAUCAGGAAAUUGGAAGCUCUAGCAGCAGAGAAGAGUGGAAGGUGAAGUUUGAUGUCGAGUUCCACAAUGCCAAAUGUGUUAAGACAAAUAUUUAAUGUGCAUAUGGAAUAAAACUGCAAAGCAUGCCUUCAUGUAGUCAGAGAACCCGUGAAGAGUUCUAUCUUUUGGGAUAUGACAAUGUGUAGUCCUUUGAAAGGCAGCCAACACUGCGGACUUUCACUGGACUAUAUGGAGCUAUAUCCCAGAAGACUGAACUUCUUAUAACCAUUACUGCUGAGGACCCCCAUAUCCUACAUUGAAAAAUCAUUUUCGUAAAAGUGAAAUUAUCAGGAAAACAGUAUUGCCAGUAAAAUUUACAAAUAUGCCGAUGCAUUUUACAAAAGGAAUGCAUUUGUUGAAAGUUCAUGUUUGUAGUCUCCUUGGAUAUAAUGCUUUGUAAGGUGGUUACAAACAUUUCCAAAGAACAUACUGCUUCAAUUUUUAUAGUAGCCUCUUUACCCUCGAAAUGAAGGCAAUUUCUUCAUCCAAAAUAUUGAUAACCACCUACCAGAGUAUACAGUGUCAUAACCCAGAUCACAAAAUGGAUCUCCACAGCUGUGAAAAUCUCAAAUCUUGUGUCCCUGAAAGAGGUUCUCUGAGCAGAAAUUUAUUAAACAAAAAUUAAAUUUUCAUUUAAAGGCAGUUAUUAGGUUUACAGCGACAUAAGAUAAUAAAAAAUUGCAGAAGGAAUGAAGUGUGUGGUGUCUUUGUGUAGUAACCCUUAUGUAUUGCUUUGAAGUCAGAAUAUACUCUCUCAGUUGAAGAUAGUGCUUUGUUCUUGGGUCAGCACAUCAGUAUUUUUAUAAUAUAUGUGUACUUAGGUUUUAUUAUUAAUCCUUUCACUGUUAGUAAAGGAACUUCAUGUUAGCCAUGGACAUUAGUGCAGUACUUCAUGUCUGCACAUGUACGGUAUUUCGUUGUGUAUUUUGUGCACUUUUUUUGGCUUGUUUGCAGUGAAGAGGUUUUCGUAAAAUUUGAUAUUGUAGAGUUGUCCUAAGUUUUUCGAUAUAUUCCGGUUUUAGUUGAAACUGGACAGUAUGUGUGAAGACUUUGUAUGCAUCUUGAGGGUAACUUUCUGAAUAUUUACUGGGGGAAAAUAUGUUUUGAACAAGUAUUUUAGGUAAUUAUGCAAAAGGGAAAAACCAAAAUAUUUAAGCUAUGCCUACUUUUUGUAACGUGUUAAAAUAAAUUUUUGUGAUUAAAAUUUGUGUGCAUGAUUUUUAUGAAAACAUUACAUCCUGAAAAAUAUUGUAUCUACUCUGCUUGUAUGCGGUUAAUUGAUAAUAAAAUAUAAAUUGUUCUUGUA
Cryptotermes secundus is the source of this 3587-nucleotide messenger RNA. RefSeq names its product DNA replication factor Cdt1 (gene dup). The coding region runs from base 92 to 2287 and encodes 731 amino acids. Gene Ontology annotation, molecular function: DNA binding; DNA polymerase binding. Gene Ontology annotation, cellular component: nucleus. NCBI's taxonomy places the organism in Eukaryota, Metazoa, Arthropoda, Insecta, Blattodea, Kalotermitidae. Gene Ontology annotation, biological process: DNA replication preinitiation complex assembly; regulation of DNA-templated DNA replication initiation; DNA replication checkpoint signaling. The record is from RefSeq and is a predicted model, not a curated record. The transcript has 10 exons.